AUGCCACCUGGGUCGUGGCACAACAUUCCCGCUUCUCUGCCAUCCGCAACGCAGCGUGUUUUCCAUCGUGCAAAUAUGCCUCACGGCUUGGUUUGGAUCGGCUUCUGCUCGUGUCAGGUUCAUGUAUUGACCGGGGACGUGACGGUGGACCUGGUCGGGCAAAGCACCUCGGAUGGGCAUGUGCGGAGACAGCUUGCAGCGAACCUCCACUUCGCUGGACAAGACACGGCUGAACAGGACACGGGUUACGAUUACAAGCCAAAGAAAAACAGCGUUGGCGAACACCUGCUCGAACUGGCAACCGUGGGGAGCGCGACGGACCUUCAAAUGGCGGGGCCGCCUGGAGAGCCAUGGCUGCUCCAGGCAACAUCCGAUUCGCAGGCUGAAGCCUUGGCCCGGCUCCACCGAUGCCCCAACUGGAGGGAGAGGAGGCAGAAGGGAGGAGGAGGAGGAGGAGGAGGAGGACGCGCGACGUUGGGGUCUGGGGAGGAGAGUGUGGCAGGAGUGUGA
Prorocentrum cordatum is the source of this 510-nucleotide messenger RNA. NCBI's taxonomy places the organism in Eukaryota, Dinophyceae, Prorocentrales, Prorocentraceae. The record is from the annotation of a GenBank genome assembly.